This is a messenger RNA of Dissoconium aciculare CBS 342.82, 2194 nucleotides long. RefSeq lists its product as uncharacterized. Lineage: Eukaryota; Fungi; Ascomycota; Dothideomycetes; Mycosphaerellales; Dissoconiaceae. The coding region runs from base 1 to 1695 and encodes 564 amino acids. The record is from RefSeq and is a predicted model, not a curated record. The transcript has 4 exons.
AUGGGUGAGCAUGGCAUCGAGCAUGCUUCCGGUGCCCAUUCAGUUUCCCGUCAAUCUUCGUUUUAUGAUCGUUUCCUGGCAAGCUACGCACUCGACGCGGACGGCUCGUUGAUUCUUCGCAGCGGACCACAAGCAACAAGCCUAAAACGAUGCUGGUCAACCUUGAUAAGGCAUAUCGUCUUCCCUCCGUCAAAUCCCGAUAGCUCUGCACGAACGCACAGCAUUCUCCCUUCCACAUGUGGCCUUGGGGAGUCUCAUGCCGUAGAAUACUUCGAGAAGCAACUUCUAGCAAAUGACAUUGUCGGCAUUGUCGUCCGCAAAGCUGAAUGUCUACCCUUUGACGAUGUCUACACAAAUCUUGCUCUCGACUCGAUCCAAUCGGGUCAAAAUGCCGAUGUGCUUGAGGACCAUACCUCUCACCAACAUCGUAUUCAAGUAUCCCAAAGCAUCGCCGAACUUUUCGAUCAGACCUUACGACAUGUCACCAAAGAUGAUGAGUGGGACUUCUCCGGCCGGGACUACUUUGUCGAACGGAUCCUGCAUUUCGUCUCUCAAAAUCUUCCCAUUGAACUUUGUUUGCCCGCAUUUCCCUGCAAGUCAUCGAAUUUGGACAAAGUCAGCGGCGUACUACCGGAUCGAGGCGAACGAAUAGCUCUAGAGACAUUGCACACUUUCAUAUGCUCUGUGCAGAAAAUCUAUGAUCCCGGGGCGGUACUCUGGAUCAUCAGUGAUGGCCAUGUGUUCAGCGAUUGCAUCGGCGUCGAUGAUGCUGUUGUUGAUCGAUACAAUGAAGCUCUACAAACGAUGAACAACUCUCUUGCCUUGGACUUCGGCACACGGGACCGUGUGCUGUUCCGCUCACUGGUCGAGCUCCUGCGGCUUGACGAUACCAAUCAUUUACAGUCGAAGACCGAUUUACAAUUUGAUUACAAGUCUCAUUUCUUCGCAACGCAAAUCGACCGACAAGCCGAGCUUUCUCGUCAGAUUCUACUCAGUAACUUCCGGCCAGAUUCCUCGAUUUUGCGGUCUCAAAUCAACGCUUGCGAUCCGAGUACGCUUUCGCUGUAUCGUGGAUUCUCCCGCUUCAUGCUGGAAGAUCUUGAAAAUAAUCGAUACGCCCUGGGGAUGAGCCGUAGCCAGCGAAAAAAGCUUUCGUCGAAAAUUGCCAUCGAGAUGAUAGAGCGCAAUCAAGCAUACUCGAACCUGAUCGAAACACUUCUGCCUUAUCAUGUCAGGCUAUCGAUACAUGCACACAAUAACGCAGGCCCCAAAUUCGGCAUCGAUCUCCUCGGCGCUGGAGUGCGCGCUGUCAGGUCACUGACGUCCUUUGGAGAGCCAGAUACUUCGCAGGAUCUGCUCCACAUCCCAACACCUUGGCACGGCUGCAUCGUCGAAGUGGAAGGUCACGCACAGCUUUACAUGACCAAAUCGCACGCCGCUGAGGCAGCAAUCCAUAGCCAAAAGUUUCGAGGCUCGUGGGACAUGUCGACGGCCAACAUGGGCGGCCUGUACCGAUUCCAGGAUAUACAGUCAAAUGACGAACCAACAUCUCCUCUUAGCACGACAGAAAGCGCUCCAAGCAGUAUCUUCACGGAAAAUUUACAAGCCACGAUUCAGAUCGAAGAGUUCGCUGUAGAACCGGGCGAAACAUAUUCAUCAACUACGGCCAGAAAGUCCGUGAAAACAUACAUAUGAACUCUGACCUUAAGAUUAAGGACGCUUUCUCGCAACGCGCUUUGAUAAGACUUGAAGUUCAUGGCAGCAGCAGGUCCAUUGCGGAGGUAUACAAAUGUUAAUUCUCGGAAGAAUUUCGCUGUCCAUACCAUUGCCCUCACAGAGCAAUGGCAAGGCCACCGAUAAAGAUGGGAUGCCAUCACAACAAGAUCGGAAGGGACUCCUUGCCAGAAAUGAUCGAUGUCCACAUAACCUUGUUUCCAACGACUUGGCAUUCCAUGGCUUUCGUCUAACUGUGACCCACGGUUCAUUCCAAAGGGUUGGGACUAUGGACUUCAAUCCCUAAAUCGAUGGCUCCAUCAUCGAAAUGAGGGCGUAAUGUAUCCCGCCUGGGCACGUUCAAUAGCUCCGAGCUAGGAAAGAUAUGUCUGCUAUCGCAGGAGAAAGAAGACACGAAGGUUAGGCUCAUAGCCCUCUCAGUGAUAAACAGAUAAUAGUGAUAUACGCAGUAUGAUUUGUG